Molecule: messenger RNA, 517 nt
Organism: Nematolebias whitei (Rio pearlfish)
Lineage: Eukaryota; Metazoa; Chordata; Actinopteri; Cyprinodontiformes; Rivulidae
Gene: tomm7
Product: translocase of outer mitochondrial membrane 7 homolog (yeast)
Exons: 3
Coding region: 47-214 (55 amino acids)
Biological process (GO): protein import into mitochondrial matrix
Cellular component (GO): mitochondrial outer membrane translocase complex
Source: RefSeq, a predicted model, not a curated record
UCCUGUCCUUGGAAGUGUUGGAAGCCUCGCUGGUUUGGAUAUACACAUGGCUAAACUGAGUAAGGAGACCAAGCAGCGGCUGCAGCAGCUGUUCCAGUGCGGCCAGUUUGUUAUCCGAUGGGGUUUUAUUCCAACUGUGCUGUACCUCGGUUUCAAACGAGGAGCAGAUCCCGGCAUGCCUGAACCGACUGUCCUGAGCUUGCUAUGGGGUUGAGGACCAUCUUCACGCAGCCACUCUCCUCCUUCAGGAUCAUCUGACAUGUCUUAGGAAAAAACAGACAAUUUCUCACUUUUCUGUCUAACUCAUUCAGCCCGGUGUCUGAUAUAUAAAGAACUGAUGGUAUAUAAUGUAACAAACACAGAGAGCGAGGGUGCUCAGGGCAUCUGUGUCCCUGAAACAUGUUUUAUUUUUUUUCAUGGAUUUUUGAUGUUCGGUUUAGAUAUAUGGUCCGGUUCAUGUUUGUCUUAUGAUUUCUAAUUUAAAAUUCCUGACAAUAAAAGCAGAAGAAGAAUGAUA